Messenger RNA from Durotheca rogersii, 483 nucleotides. RefSeq lists its product as uncharacterized. The transcript has a single exon. Bases 110 to 406 code for a protein of 98 amino acids. NCBI's taxonomy places the organism in Eukaryota, Fungi, Ascomycota, Sordariomycetes, Xylariales, Xylariaceae. The record is from RefSeq and is a predicted model, not a curated record.
GCUUUUAAAUGGCGGCCUUCACGGAUGAUUUCCUUGGGAUUUUUUUGCUUUCGAUGACGGGGACGUGUCGGAAGACACAGGGGAGAACAUCCAACAACCCGCCAAACAUAUGUCAAGAGCGUUGCAUUGGAACUGGAGCGUGCUUUGCAUUUCUUUCCCUUUUUUUUUUCCCCCUUUCAUCACCAGAGAAUCGGGCAUUACCAACGGAGCCAUACGAAUAUUUACGAAGAGCAGGCAGGAGAAGGGUAAGAGAAAAGACGAUAUCAAGACGGGCGAGCGAACAGUCUGUUUGAGAGGCUGGGAUUUCGUUGUGCCCUGUGUCGGGAGACAUGGAGGGAAAGGCGCUUUUCGAACUGGCUACGCCUCGGCGCGGUGUCGCCGCGGACGAGGUUCUUCCGUGUUGUGAUUCUACUUGGGUUUUCCUUGUCUCCUCUGUUCUCGGCCGUGUCUUUCCUACAUGGUGUUUUUUUUUUCUGGCUCCCG